Oxyura jamaicensis (ruddy duck) is the source of this 3690-nucleotide messenger RNA. RefSeq names its product tenascin-R-like. Gene Ontology annotation, biological process: heart development; nervous system development; cell-substrate junction assembly. The transcript has 18 exons. The record is from RefSeq and is a predicted model, not a curated record. Gene Ontology annotation, molecular function: proteoglycan binding; integrin binding. NCBI's taxonomy places the organism in Eukaryota, Metazoa, Chordata, Aves, Anseriformes, Anatidae. Bases 305 to 3544 code for a protein of 1079 amino acids.
GAUUUCUUUAUGGAUCAAGUAAUUUUUCUCCUGCUUUUGUUAAAAUAUGUAUUUCAGGUAAGAAAACAAUUCUCUUUUUUGAAGGUAGCUAAUUGGAUGAUGAUUUGGAUUGCUAUCUUGUCAUUCUGACAAUCAAAGGGAGCUCUCAUUUAUUGUUGCUGAAUAUUUCCAGCCUACUUUCUUCCCAAUUUGUUGGAAGUUCUUUUGGAAGCCUUAAUCUGCUCUGCUGUCUGCUGCUUCUGGCGUAACAUUGAUCCCCAGAAGAAGUAACAGGUCCCAGCAUCUUCAAGUCCUUAACUAACUCAUGCUGCUUUAUAACCUUUUGGACACUGUGAUGCUGGAAAUUCAGGAUAGUUCUGGUACACAGGGUUAUGCUCUGUCCACUGCUUUAAGAAACAUUAAUAUAAGAACUGCAUAUGGCUCAGAGAGUCUAGACUGUGAUCAAGUGAAAAAGCCUGCUAGAGUGGCUUUGAUGGAGUGGACUGAAUUUCCCAAAGGAGAAGAUCCGGACUAUUAUAUUGUAACCUAUCAGCUCACAGAUGCUUUCAGUCAAAAAAAUGUAAGAAACAUUUCUAAACUUGAACAAAAGCCAGUCAGUACUACAAUUCUGCUGGAGGAAAACAAGACAUAUGAUGUUACAAUAGAAUCUCUAAAAAAUGGACAUAUCCUAGGUGUAAAGUCAUUUAACACACGUGGAAUUUCAGAAAAAGAUAUCAAAACAUUUGUGACAGCUACCACUGUGUCUUUUAAUUGCAGUGCAAUGACCAAAGAUUUUUCAGUGUCAGUUUCACUGAAUGAUACUUCUCGUUUAAUACAAAAAAACAAUGGAUUCUUUGUAAGGAGUGAUUUGAUACCUGCAACUUUAUAUACAUUUGAGUUUAUAUUUCACCAAUUACAUCUUGAAUUUAUAAAUGUGUCUCAAUCACUGGAUGUUCAAGCUGAAACAGGCACCUGUUCCCAGGGGUGGCUGGCAUUCCAAAGCAGCUGCUAUAGAAUGAGUAAGGAGAGUAAGCCAUGGAAGAUGGCACAACAAAUCUGUGAAAUGUCUUCACAAGGGGCACAUCUUGUAGACAUAGGGAGUGAAGAAGAACGUGGUUUUAUUUUAUCUUAUCUUAAGACAAUGAGUCAAAUAGUCAUGUUAUGGACAGGUCUUAAUGACCUAAAGGACGAAGGUCAGCUGUUAUGGACAGAUGGAUCUCCUUAUUUUCUAAAGGCUGGUAUCUCAUCUUUGUCGAUGAUACCAGAAAAUGAAACGGAUUGUUAUGCUCUUCAGAGAGAUCACAGUGGCCCAGACUAUUUCUUCACAGGAUUUUUCUGCUACAUACAGCUACCAUAUAUUUGUGAAUAUGAAUUACCCCUCGUACCAGAAAACUUCACAUUUAGUGUGCACGAUGUCAAGACAACUGAAGCUGUGUUUAUAUGGAGUGAUACGGACAUCUGGCUUAAGUCAGGCUUUGCACUCAUAAUUAAGUACUAUUUUGAUCAUAUGAAACCAUACAUUCUGAGCUUGCCUGUGAAUACAACACAGACAAAAAUCGUGCAGUUGUCUCCUGGCCUUUGCUACAGGGUUUUACUAGCAGCAAGGAACCCAAAUGGGGCACAGACUGUCUUAAGUCCAAUUCUGAAGGUAGAAACAAGGCCAUUGCACUCCCAGAAGUUAGAGACUACGUAUGUUUCAUCUGCAGAAAUACAUUUAAAGUGGAAGCCUCCACAGCAUUCAUCCAGUGCUUAUUUUCAUUAUUACCUUAUUAACGUUUUGGAUACUGAAACCAAUGUCUGGGAACAGUUACUAGUUGAAAAAAGCAAGACUUCAAUAGUUAUAGGAAAUGUAAAACCUUAUCAUCAGUAUCAGAUACAUUUACAGAACGUAGCAGAGAAGGGAACUCUAAGCUGUCACGAAAAGCCUAUAUUAAUCACAACAGCUGUCAGUCCACCUAUAGCUGUUUUUAUUUACCCUGAGGAUGUACAAGAAGAGAGUGUAAUUCUUCACUGGAAGCUGUUGCAAGAGUGUCAGGGAUCCUACAUUCAGGUGAAACCUAGUGCAGACAUCGGUGAAACUAUGAAGUUUUUUGUAAACAAUACAGAAGAAUUUAAGAUUGAUCAUCUAAUACCUGGAAUGUCUUAUGAAAUAGCAGUGGCAAGUGUGAAUAAUGGAAAUAUGAGUGAACUGAAGACUAUUCAAUGCACUUUAAAGCCAAAGCCAGUUCAAAUUGUAGUUCCUUAUGUGCUUUAUAGCAAUGCUGUGGUAUUAUUUGUACGCAUGCCUGAUAUUGGAGUAUUUGAUGGCAUAUAUGUUACAACUAAUGGAGGGCCUAAUGCAACGUUCAUUUUGAAACGUGAUGGUAAAAUAACAAUUGAAAACCUUACUCCAGGAACAGAAUAUGAUUUCUGUGUCUCCACAAAAAGUGGAAAAAUGUUGAGCUCCUUUUACCAUGUAACUGGUGUAAAAACAUGUCUGGCAGCUCCACUCAAUGUACGAGAAGGUAAUGUUACAGACACUUCAAUAGAAAUUGCUUGGGACCGUGCUGAUGGAGAUUUUCAGCAAUAUGAAGUCACAUGUACAAAUUGUGCAAGUGCUUUCAGGGUCCAGAAGGUCAGGCAAGAAACAGCAACAUUUUCCGACCUUAUUCCUGGUAAGCUGUACAAUUUUACAAUUCGAACAGAAAAGGAAGGUUUCAGAGACAGCAUUUUUGUCACAAAGGAAAUAGAAACAGUACCAAAUGCAGUUAAAUAUCUGAACUAUAGCAGAGACUCUGAAUCAAUAACUGUUACUUGGCCACCAGCCCAAAACAGAUUUGAUGGAUAUGUUCUUUCAAUAAACAGCAAGAUCUUCAACAAAGAGAAAAUGUUAUCUUCUGGUGUAAGAAUGUACAAAUUUGAGAGUCUUCAGCCAGGCACUGAUUUCUUAAUCAGUAUUGUGACAACCAAUGGACUAAAAAGAAGUCGUCCCACCAUCCUCAAGAUUAGCACCUAUCCUGAUCCACCAUCAGAUUUACAGGUGUUUGGGCAAGAAGAAAAUACAGUCUAUUUGUCUUGGAAACUGCCAAGAGGAGGAUUUGAUAUGUUUCAGGUUUCAUAUUGUCUGAUGAAUAAUGAAAAGUUGCUUACUACCACUGUUUAUGAUAGCAGAGCUGUAGUGAAAAAUCUGUCCCCUGGGAUGGAAUACUUGUUUCAGUUAAGGACAGUUAAAGGCUUGGAUUUGUCUGUGGCUGUGGAGAGAAGUGUCAUCACAAAACCAGCUGGGAUCUGCGGUCUCACAUUAAAAAUGGUAAAUACUUCAUCUGCAACUUUAAUGUGGAAUCCAACCAAGACUAACUUCACUUCUUAUAAAGCAUCAUUAUCAAACAACACCUUUAUAAACAAAUUUAGGAUUCCAGCAGCAGUGUCUAACUUCAGUGUUACAAAUCUGACUCCUGGUGGCAUUUAUAAUUUCACUCUGCGAAGACUACAAGGCAAUAUUGAAGGAGCUUCUGCUUUCAUUGAAAUUGUAACAGGUCUUCAUCCUGUGAAGAGUUAUAUACAAGGUGAAUUCUACUUCAUCUGAUUUCAGUAGUUUUUUUGCUGUAAGUUAAGUAAAGUAGGUAUACAAAUGUUUGUAGAGUUAAGGCUUUAGAUUGUAAACAGUUCAAUUCAAUGACUGUUUCUUACCAGAACUGUGAUUAAAGCACCAGGCUAAAAACUCAAUCUUGA